ACCAUGUCGACGACUUCCCCUCCUCCUCCUCCGCCGCCGCCGCCGCCGCCGCCUCUUCCUCGUCCUCCUCCCCGCCGUCCUCCUCGAUGGAGGUACGAUGUGUUCGUGAGCUUCCGAGGCAAGGAUGUGAGGAGAAACUUCGUAGCGCACCUCUUCUCCGAUCUCCGGCGGGCCUCCAUCCAAUUCUUCAGUGACAACGCGAGAGAAGACAUUGGUGAAGAAAUCAAAUCCAAGCUUUUCGAAGCGAUAUGGCACGCGAGGAUCGCCCUGAUCGUGUUCUCCAGGAACUACGCCGACUCGAAGUGGUGCAUGAACGAGCUGGUCGAGAUCCUGGAGUGCAAGAAGAGGUUCGGGAACCAUGGCCACCUUGUUGUUCCCAUCUUCCACGAGGUAAAAGCCGGAGACAUUUCGGACUUCGAGGGCGGAAGUGCAUUCGCUCAAGGUUUCGCGAGAUUGUGUGGAAAGGCGACAGAUGAAGAGCAGAUACAGAAAUGGAGGGACGCCCUGAGAGAGACUAAGCAAUUGACAGGAUUCGGCUUGCGGAACGACGCCGGAGGGGAUGAAGGGAGACUUGCGGACAUAAUAGUAGAGUACCUUGUGGAGAAAAUCCGCGAAACACGGCCACUCUACUUUGUGAAAAACGCAAUAGGAGUGGAUGUCUUGGUAGAUGAGGUGAUUUCUUUACUUGGAAAGGGCCAAGAGGAGGACGUGCGUGUGAUAGGCAUCUGUGGAGUAGAAGGAAUAGGGAAGACGGUGGCGUCCAGAGUCAUUUGCGAUAGCAUUCGCAGCGAUUUUGAGUGUUUUGUUUUUCUUGAUAAAAUUGGAGAAGCAGAUCGCAACAAUCUUGUAGGUCUAUUAGGUCUACAAAAGAAGCUGCUCCAUAAUCUCAUAAAGGUGGAAGGAUGGAGGAUGUAUGACGACAUUCAGACCAACAUUGAUGAGAUAAAUAGUAACAUGUGCCGUAAAAGGAUACUUCUUGUUCUUGAUAAUGUUACUAGGAAAGAACUGAUUGACUACUUCGGGGCCGGAGAGCGAGAACUGCUGUGUCCCGGGAGCAGAAUUUUGAUCACGACCAGAGACCAAAACUUGCUAAAAGAUCUCAAGGUAGACGACAAGUACAUCGUCAAAGGUUUGCUUCCAAAUGAAGCGCUUCGGCUCUUUCGCCGCCAUGCCUUGAAGAGAGAAGAACCUCAAGAAGGCUAUGAGGAGUUGUCCCGAAGUCUAGCUCAUUAUGCAGGAGGUCAUCCAUUGUCUCUUAAAAGGCUGGGUUCAUCCCUAAACGGCAAGUCAAAACAUCAAUGGCAUCGGACAUUGGAGAAGUUGGUUAAAAGCCCUUAUCUCGAUUCGCUCUUUCGUUCGUUCUUGUCAGUUGGGCCACAUGGAGGUCAAGGCGGUGAUGCUUUUGAUGAUGGGGCACACACUGGGGUGAGGCAAAUUAGGCUCUACGGACAGUCAGUUAUUGAUGCCAUCACCAUCGACUAUGAUCAGGACGGGUGUUUGGAGAGAUCCUCCCAGCACGGUGGACGUGUCCAUGACAAUGAAACGCUGGUGAGAUUGGAUCAUCCAAGUGAAUACCUAAUUUCUAUAUCAGGCCAUAUUGAUGAUUAUGGUGGUCAUGAUGUUGUCCGGUCUCUCAAGAUCCGCAGCAACAAGAAGACGUAUGGACCAUUUGGAUCUGAACAAGGACAGCCUUUUGAUCUCUCACAUUCAGAUGGAAAGAUUAUCGGGUUUCAUGGGAAAUGUGGCAGCCAUCUCCACUCAAUCGGAGCACAUUUCGGGCCGAUUUCUCACACGUAUCCAUUUGAUGUCGUGGGACCAUUUGGUGGUGAUAGUGGUAUGGACAUUUGGGACGACAAAAAAUAUGCGGACGUGAGGCAAAUUGUCAUAGGCUUCGAUUCAGCAAUUAAGUCCAUCUCUAUCUUAUACGAUGAACACGGACGUCCAGUUGGUCCGUUCACACAUGGCCCAAGUGGAGGAGGCCAAACAUAUACGAUCAAGCUUGACCAUCCAAGUGAGUACUUGACUUCCAUCUCGGGCUACACUGAAGAAGUUUCCGAAUGCACCAUUUUUCAGUCAUUGACAAUCCAUACUAAUAGAAAUGAUCAUGGACCGAUCGGAACAGCUACUAAUGGGAGGCAUUUUUCAUUUCCAUACACCGGCGGUAAAAUUGUCGGGUUUCACGGGAGUUGCCAUGGCUCUCAUCUUGAGUCCAUUGGAGCUUUUUAUGAGCCGAUUCCUCAUAUUCAUCCUUUUAAGGUUUUUGGACCUUUUGGAGACGACGGUGCAGAUCGUUGGGAUGAUGGAAGAUACGUUGAUAUAGAGAGGAUUGUUCUUCGCUGCUCAGACUUCAUUUAUUCCAUUGAUUUUGAUUAUGUCAACACGGAUGGUUCUAUUCGAUCCACUAAGCAUGGUCAAAAUCUUAGGGGACAUAUAUAUGAGGUUAAUUUGCGUUACCCGCAUGAGUUUAUAACCUCAAUUUCAGGUUUCUUCGCCGGCGUUAUCAACUCGCUCACAUUUCGAACCAACAAAAGAAUAUGGGGACCCUUUGGUAGAGAGGAAGGGGAGUACUUCUCUUUACCAUCAGAAGCUGGGAAAAUUAUCGGCUUUUUCGGGACGGGUGGUGAUUCUCUCGAAUCUAUUGGAGCACACGUCGAGUUAUACUCUAACAAGCUCUAUCCCUUUAAGUCUGUGGGGUCAUUAGAGAGGUCAAAUCCGUCAUUUUGGGAUGAUGGCGAUAAGCAUACCAAUGUAAGGACAAUCAUUGUUGAAUUUGAAAUAAGCAAAGGGCCAUUGAUCCGAUCAAUCACAUUUCAGUAUGAAGAGGAGAACAAAGAAUUGUGUCAAUCGGAGACUCAUGGUGGCAUUGAUCAAAACAAGUUUCAUAUAGUAAGGAACGUCGAGAUCCAUACGAUCAAAAUACAUGAUCCAAAUGAGUAUAUGACUUCAAUAUCCGGGUAUACGUUUCAACCUAACAAAGAAACCUACGGACUUACAUCUCUCACUUUUCAAACUAACAAAAGGACAAUCGGGCCUAUUGGUGUUGAAAUGGGAAGGCACUUCUCAUCUCCUGCAACGGGUGGCAAAAUUGUUGGAUUUUACGGGAAGAGUGGUACACAUCUUGAAGAAAUUGGAGCACAUUUUGAACCGAUUCCAGAUCUCUACCCAAUUAGAUCAAUUGGGCCAUUUGGAGGCCAAGGUGGACGUGAUUGGGACGACAAGAAAUUCAACGGUGUGGUAGAGGUUCGGGUAACGCACAGCGAUGUCAUCCAUUACAUCAUGUUUGUGUAUGACAAGAGUGGUGAACAAGUUCGCUCAGGUAUGCAUGGUGGCCACAUCGGAGAAGACAAGGCCAAGUUCACCAUGUUUAAAUUGGACUAUCCACGGGAGUACUUGACAUCGAUCUCUGGUUACAAGCAAGAGGAUGGUGAUGACAACUACGAUAAUGCUGUUGUUCAAUCGCUCGCAUUUCACAGUAAUAGAGGAACAUACGGUCCCUUUGGCAAGGAGACAGGGAAGUACUUUUGGUAUCCAUCGACCGGGACCAGAAUCAUUGGCUUUUAUGGAAGACACGGUGAGACUCUCAAUUCCAUAGGAGUGUAUGCGGAGCCCAUACCGCACCUGUAUCCUUUCAAAACGGUUGGACCCUUUGGAGGCUCUGAAGGGACUCUAUGGGAUGAUGGAGUGCAUACCGAUGUGAGGGAAUUUUACAUAACUGAAUACAUAGGAAUUCACUCCAUCAGAAUUGCGUACGAUAACAAUGGUUCCUUCGUGUUAGGCUCUGAGCACGCUUUAUGUAGCACAGUAUUUUGCAUCGAAGACCGAGGCACUUCUUAUUGGCAUCGGUAUCUCGAGCUUUCAUACGUUUUCACAAGCAAAACGUGUUUCGCUUUGCUACUCUUGCAGGCCAUUCUAGAUUAUCCUAAGGAGCGUCUAGUUUCGAUAUCGGGAUUCAUGAGCAGAAAUGGAAUCAGUCCUCGCACUGUCAUCCACAACCUGAAAAUACUUACCACGAAGACCACUUAUGGGCCGUUCGGACUUUACUAUGGAGCAGGGUCAAAGGGAGAUAAUGAAAUGGUAACGGAAUUUCGCAUCCCAUCGGAACCAGGCGGUGGCAGGAUCGUUGGCUUUUUCGGAAGGACAGGAUCACAUCUUAAUUCUAUUGGAGCGCGUCUGGAACCAUAUUAAUCAAACCUCCUCCCUCCCCCCAAGCCUUUUUUCUUUUCUUUCUUUGCCUUGUGAUCGUAA
Molecule: messenger RNA, 4245 nt
Organism: Syzygium oleosum
Lineage: Eukaryota; Viridiplantae; Streptophyta; Magnoliopsida; Myrtales; Myrtaceae
Product: jacalin-related lectin 4-like
Exons: 9
Coding region: 4-4185 (1393 amino acids)
Biological process (GO): signal transduction
Molecular function (GO): ADP binding; carbohydrate binding
Source: RefSeq, a predicted model, not a curated record